Messenger RNA from Coffea eugenioides, 1254 nucleotides. RefSeq names its product probable indole-3-pyruvate monooxygenase YUCCA3. The record is from RefSeq and is a predicted model, not a curated record. The transcript is spliced from 3 exons. Gene Ontology annotation, molecular function: flavin adenine dinucleotide binding; NADP binding; N,N-dimethylaniline monooxygenase activity. NCBI's taxonomy places the organism in Eukaryota, Viridiplantae, Streptophyta, Magnoliopsida, Gentianales, Rubiaceae. The coding region runs from base 1 to 1254 and encodes 417 amino acids.
AUGCCUGAUGCUUCAGAACAUGAUGAACUCUUUGCAGGAAGACGAAUACUGGUGAAUGGCCCUGUCAUCGUUGGUGCAGGGCCGUCAGGUUUAGCAGUGGCAGCUGGCCUUCAACAGCAAGGUGUUCCAUUCAUAAUACUUGAAAGGGCCAGCUGCAUUGCCUCUCUGUGGCAAAACAGAACGUAUGAUCGCCUUAAACUUCAUCUUCCAAGACAAUUCUGUGAACUUCCCUAUUUUCCAUUUCCCAAAGAAUUUCCAGAAUACCCCACCAAGAAUCAGUUCAUUGACUACCUUGAAUCUUAUGCUAAACACUUUAAAAUUAGCCCGAGGUUUAAUGAAUCAGUACAAUCUGCUAAGUAUGAUCAGAAGUGUGGUUCAUGGCGAAUCAAGACUGUCGUUGCAAGCGAUAAUUCAGAGAUCGAGUAUAUCUGCAGCUGGCUGGUGGCAGCAACGGGAGAGAAUGCAGAGAAGGUGGUUCCAGAGUUUGAAGGCUUACAAGACUUUGGCGAAGUCAUGCAUGUUUGUGACUAUAAAUCAGGCGAGGCUUAUGAAGGAAAACGUGUGUUGGUGGUCGGUUGUGGCAAUUCAGGCAUGGAGGUUUCACUUGAUCUCUGCGACUAUAAUGCAAUGCCAUCCAUGGUAGUUCGAAGCUCGGUUCAUGUCUUGCCAAGGGAAAUUCUAGGACUAUCAACAUUCCAACUAGCAGUAUCAUUCAUGAAAUGGCUACCCGUUUGGCUUGUGGACAAGAUAUUGGUCACUGCAACAAGGUUGAUUCUGGGAAAUUUGGAGAAGUAUGGUAUAAAAAGGCCAUCUACAGGUCCUCUGGAGCUCAAGAAUGCUGAAGGAAAAACCCCUGUUCUGGAUAUUGGGACACUUGACAAAAUUAGAUCUGGUAAGAUCAGUAUUGUCCCUGGGAUCAAGAAGUUCUUCAGAGGGGGGGUUGAGUUGGAGAAUGGAGAAUUUCUUGAAAUUGAUUCUGUAAUUCUGGCUACUGGAUAUCGCAGCAAUGUCCCCUCAUGGUUGAAGGAAAAUGAAUUCUUUUCUGUUGAUGGAUUCCCAAAAACUCCAUUUCCAAAUGGGUGGAAAGGAAAAGCAGGGCUUUAUGCAGUUGGUUUCACCAGGAGGGGCCUCUCUGGUGCAUCCUUUGAUGCCAUUAGAGUAUCAAAAGAUAUUGGCCAAAUUUGGAAACAGGAACUAAAACAGAAGAACCAAGGUGCUUUGUCCCUUGCAAAUAGAAGAACAUGCAAGUCAUAA